Messenger RNA from Papilio machaon (common yellow swallowtail), 1664 nucleotides. Its product is annotated as beta-secretase 1. The transcript is spliced from 9 exons. The record is from RefSeq and is a predicted model, not a curated record. Gene Ontology annotation, molecular function: aspartic-type endopeptidase activity. Gene Ontology annotation, cellular component: membrane; trans-Golgi network; endosome. Lineage: Eukaryota; Metazoa; Arthropoda; Insecta; Lepidoptera; Papilionidae. Gene Ontology annotation, biological process: membrane protein ectodomain proteolysis; amyloid-beta metabolic process. The coding region runs from base 60 to 1559 and encodes 499 amino acids.
AUUGAAUACUAAGUAAUUUGGUUUAGAAUUUAAUACCAAAAACAGUGGUAUGAAGUAAAAUGUUUUGUAUGUCGAUUAUAUUUUUAUUCCAAUUGAUUUUGUUUGAAGAAUUCAAACAUAGUUUUGCUGAAGACUUUAAUCUUUUUGGAGAAGCUGGUCAAGCGUAUUCUAUAGAAAUAAGUAUUGGACGCCCUGGUCAAAAGCUAAAUGUAAUAGUGGAUACAGGUAGUGCAACAUUAGCUAUUGCAUCAUAUCUGCGGCCUGAUAGUGAUAAAUAUUUUCAUUUGAAGAAUUCAACAAGCAUUUACGAUAGUGGACAAGAGAUACAAGCUCAAUAUUCACAAGGCACAUGGGUUGGCAAACUGGUGUCAGAUUAUGUUCACUUUCCAUCAAUGCUGAAUGUCCCUGAAGUUAGAUGUGACAUCGCUCUUAUCACAAAGAGUCAUAAAUUCUUUAUGAAUGGUUCAGGAUGGCAGGGCCUCCUUGGUCUGGCGUACUUGCCAGUUGGUGCAUGGGGUGACAAUGUAAUAGUGGGCUCUUGGCUCGACUCUAUGGAUCAUAUGUUAAAUAAGCCAAUGUCUUUUGAAUUAAAACUAUGUAGUGUACAGGGUGUUACUAAUGCCACACAUUAUGGUAAUUUGAAAAUAUUGGAUGACCAAAUGGUUGAUAAACAAAGUUUUAUGUUUCGUACCCCCGUUUUGAGAAAACGAUGGUUUGUGGUUGGAGUUUUAUCAGUUCAAGUGAUGUCAGAUACUGUGUCCUCGGAAGCUCACAAACUAAAUAUUAAAAACAAUGCUACAUAUAAUGUAACUCAGAGUCAAUCAAUUUAUGAGAUAAAUGAUGAGAUAUGCCAAAGACUGAAUGAACAGAAAAGUAUUGUGGACAGCGGAACAACUAAUAUAAGGUUACCCGAUGAAAUGUUUAGACAGGUAGUGAAUGAUCUUAGGAAUGCUGCUCAGACCAGCAAUGUAUUGAUACUUGAUGAGUUUUGGUAUCACGGCGAGGCGGCGUGUUGGCCGGAGCCGCAGCGCUGGUCACUGCCGCGGCUGGCAAUACACUUGCUCGACUUUGACGCGGAAAAUCAAUAUUUUACACUCGAAUUACCUCCACAGAACUACAUGCGCGUAGUGUCCGCUAGGAACAACAGCGGGUCAGGCGGGUCUGUGUCUGAGUUCUGCUACAAGCUGGGCCUGGAGGCAGGAGGCAAGGAGACUGUCCUAGGAUAUACUGCUAUGGAGGGGCUUCAGGUGGUAUUUAAUAGAUCUGCCGGUUGGAUAGGUUGGAAAACAUCAAAUUGUGGUCCAAACGCAACUAUCAGCGGACCUUACAAUACAUCUUCGUCACUUCUCGUGCGAUGUAAACUGAUUGAACCUUUGUCCGAUGCAUCGAUAUCUAUAAAGGCGGCUCAGUGGACUCUUUUUGUCAUCUCUAUGGUGGCUUUGGGCGUUUUGGUGUAUUUGCUAACACCCUGUAUAAAGAUGUUGAUUAUGAAACCGCUGCCAAGAUCUCAACAGAUUUCUUUAUCUCAGGCGGCUUUGGUGGAACAAGAAGGAACGUAAGUCGAAAAUAUAUAAAUUGGGAGACCGGGUGCGGCAGUGCCCCCACCGAUGCGAGAAACGCCCAUCCUUAUCUCUAAGCAAAUAGGGACUAUUUCGACGACUUUA